AUGCGGUUCUCUGCCAGUCCGACCCUGCUCCUGGGUCUUACUUACCUGUCUGGUCCCGGACUCGCAUCCACCAUUGCGUCGUUCCUUGGGAUACCCUUUGCGCAACCCCCACUGGGUUCUCUCCGUUUCAAAGCUCCUCUAGCUUUGCCCCCUUCAACGGGUACACGCAAUGCGACUUCCUUCGGCUCCGCUUGCCCUCAACAACCAAGCACGUCGUUGGGGGCACCGAUUGCAGAGGACUGUCUGUUUCUGAACAUCUUCCGGCCCGCGGGAACCAGUGCUUCGGCUGCUCUUCCGGUAUUGGUGUGGUUCUAUGGAGGGGCGUAUACCUCUGGAGCGGCAUCCGAUCCGUCGUUCGAUCCGACAGCUAUCAUUCAACGCAGCGUAGAGAUCGGAAAACCCAUUAUGUUUGCCUCCGUGAACUACCGCGUGAAUACAUUUGGCUUCCUUGCAAGCCGAUUCGUACCCUCGGAGGAUCUCAACGCCGGAUUGCAAGAUCAGAGGAUGGCCCUCGAAUUUCUCCAGGAUAAUGUCGCGGCAUUUGGGGGUGAUCCGAACAAGGUGACGAUAUGGGGACAGUCCGCUGGCGCUGGAAGCGUGGAGACACAUGUACUGUUUCCGGCGAAGCGUAGUCUCUUCCGGGCAGCUAUGGCAGAUUCCUCCACCGGUCCCUUCAAAAGCUCUCCGUUCGCCUUUCAAUACGAUGAACCCGGCAAACCGUUCGCGCGCCUGACGUCGAUGGUUGGCUGCGCUCUUGGAAAUGCGUCCUUCGAGUGUCUGCAGGGCGUGCCAUUCGAAACUCUUCUAGGCGCAAGCAAUACGUUGAUUUCCGGCACUCUCAAUAGUCAAUUAUGGCAGCCCGCUGUUGGACCCCAAGGAAGCCUGUUACCCGAACGUCAAUCGGCGCGGAUUGCCAGUGGCCAGUUUCUGCACGUGCCCUAUCUUGCGGGCACAAACAACAAUGAAGGAACAGUAUUCAGCGGCUCCGUUCGGAACGUCCCUCACGCUCCCUCCCAGGAGGAUGCCUUGUUCGAUAACUUCAUAGGACAUCUAAUCUUGGAUAACACCACUCUGACCGAGCCCGUGUUGAAUCGUAUCCACGAGCUCUACCCUGCCAACGGAACCAAUAAUGGCGCUCCCUUUGAAACGGGUGACUCAUUGUUUGAUAGGGCUGAAGCGUGGUACACAGACAAUAUGUAUCUCGCUCCGAGGAGGCUCUUCUUCGACAAAGCGGCGCCUACACAACCUUUGUUUGCUUACUUCUUCAAGGAACUGAUACCAGGCAACGACCCUAGUUUAGGAGUUUUCCAUGCAUCUGAACUCCAGUUGCUCUUCGGGAGGAACACAGUAGCAUCGAGUGAAGCGGCUUUCGCUGCCAACUUCACAGAUGCAUAUGUCAACUUUGUGCACGAUCUCAACCCCGGAGCAUUUUGGCCGCGUUUCACUUCGAAGACGAAGCAGGUUCUACAGUGGAUGAAGAACAACAUCACGGGGAUUCCGGAUGACUGGAACGUGGACCGCACGGAAUUCUUGAACUCUCGGGAGGUCCUCAACGAGUUUGAGAAGUAG
Molecule: messenger RNA, 1569 nt
Organism: Punctularia strigosozonata HHB-11173 SS5
Lineage: Eukaryota; Fungi; Basidiomycota; Agaricomycetes; Corticiales; Punctulariaceae
Product: alpha/beta-hydrolase
Exons: 14
Coding region: 1-1569 (522 amino acids)
Source: RefSeq, a predicted model, not a curated record